Messenger RNA from Dendrobium catenatum, 1582 nucleotides. Its product is annotated as protein SET DOMAIN GROUP 40. Gene Ontology annotation, molecular function: protein binding; protein-lysine N-methyltransferase activity. Bases 46 to 1494 code for a protein of 482 amino acids. Gene Ontology annotation, biological process: peptidyl-lysine monomethylation. The transcript is spliced from 6 exons. NCBI's taxonomy places the organism in Eukaryota, Viridiplantae, Streptophyta, Magnoliopsida, Asparagales, Orchidaceae. The record is from RefSeq and is a predicted model, not a curated record.
CCUCCUUGCGGAAGAGAGAGAGAGAGAGAGAGGAGCGUCCAGGACAUGAGUGACACAGAGGGCUCGAAGAUGGAAGCUCUCCUGUGCUGGGCAGCACAUAUCGGCAUCUCCGACGAUCCUUCUCCAGCCCCUUCCUCCUCCAUCCCCUCCUCUUCCUGCUUGGGACAUUCCCUUGUCGUAUCACACUUCUCGGACGCUGGCGGGAGGGGUUUGGCCGCCAGCCGCAAUCUCAGGAUGGGUGAAUUAAUCCUGAGAGUUCCGAGAGCGGCAUUGUUCACGAAGCAGAACGUGCUGCAUGAUGAAAAGCUAGCAUCCUGCGUGAACAAGCACCCUAAUCUGUCGCCUUCACAGAAAUUGACCAUAUGUUUAUUGGCUGAAGUGGCAAAAGGAAGGGGAUCUUGGUGGUACCGUUAUUUGGUUUUGUUGCCUUCGAGUUAUGACACACUGCCAAAUUUCCAUGAAUUUGAAAUUCAGGCUCUGCAGGUAGAAGAUGCUAUCUGGGUUUCAGAAAACGCUAUUGUAAAGGCUAGAUCAGACUGGAAGGAAAGUUUAAUUGUCAUGCAAGAAAUGGUGGUCAAACCCCAGCUUUUAUCUUUUAGGUCAUGGCUUUGGGCUUCUGCGACGAUAUCCUCCCGGACAUUAUUUAUACCAUGGGAUGAUGCUGGUUGCUUGUGCCCUGUUGGUGACUUGUUUAACUAUGCUGCACCUGAUGACAAGUCUUGCGCUGAAGGUUCUCAAGUUGAGGGCCACGAAGUAAAGGAACUCACUGAACUGGCUGAUUCCAAUACUCAGAGAUUAACAGAUGGUGGAUAUGAGGAGAGUUCUGCUUCAUAUUGUUUCUAUGCUAAGAGAAAUUACAAGAAGGGAGAGCAGGUUCUUCUGAGUUAUGGAACAUACUCUAAUCUGGACCUCCUAGAACAUUAUGGCUUUCUUCUCUCAACCAACCCCAAUGACAAGGCAUUUUUGCAGCUUGAUAUAGAUGUAAAUAUAUCCAAUACUUGGGCCAAGGACUUGUUAUAUAUCCAGCCGGAUGGAAAGCCUUCUUUUGCUCUGUUGUGUGCCCUGCGUUUGGGAGCAACUCCCAUGAACCUUCGAAGAUCACUUGGGCGUCUAGCUUAUGCUGGAUUUUUGCUCUCUAAUGAAAAUGAGGCGAUUGUGAUGAAGAAGUUGGCAAAGCGAUGCUGUAUGGUUUUGGAAGAUUUUCCGACUACAAUAAAGGAUGAUGUCUCAUUGCUUAGCGUUAUGGACAAAAUACUGAAUUUUAGCACUUGUUUCGAUAGGCUGGAUUUGGCAUUUUGCCGCGAAGAAUUUGUUGGCUUCAUGCAAGCCAAUGGUUUGCAAGGUGAGAGCUUAUUAGAUACUACCUUACUAUCUGCAAAGGCUUUGAGGUCAUUGGAGAGAUGGAGAUUGGCAGUUCGAUGGAGAUUGUGCUACAAGAAGAUUCUCUCCAAUUGCAUUUCUUAUUGCAGUAAGGUGAUGAGUGAAAUGUCAUGAAAUUUUGGCUGUUAACUGGAGAGUAGAAUGUACAUUUUUUUUUUACAUCCUGGCAAGAGGACAUCAAGUUGAUUCCUUGUUAAUAUCA